AUGAGAAAACGACAGAUGCUGGUGACAGCAAAGUUAGCAAGGCCGCGGGGGAGACCUGAUCGAGCAAGAAUUGCUCGAGGCAAUUAUCCUUUUGCCAAGGAAAUGGGCUCCGGAUUCAAAGUACCACAGGACUCUCGUAGCUCUCCCAUGGAUACUCAUCGGCCUACAGAUCACAGUGAAAGAAGGGUUAUCAGUUUUAGGCAGAAUGACGGUAGAGGGCAGCUUUCUUCACUGGAGCGUUCGUAUAAUAGGAGCUCUCCAACAGUUCCAUCUCAUAGAAUUUCUCUAGAUGCUGCUCAUAGACCUUCUCGUCACGAUGACCAUAGCAAUGAAAGAUAUACCAAACAGCCUUCAAAGAGGAAGUUCAAGCUCGCAAUACUGAAACUUCUGUUCGACGGUCAAGGUUUGGUCGUGGGAAUUCUCAAAGAAGUGAUUCACAAAGGAUGGAGCAAGUUGGACAUGGUGAAGGUGCUUAGAGGUUCUGUUGGGGAUUGUCAUCGACUAUAUGAUACUAGAACUUCAACUGUGGCAUACAGGGUAAGUGAGAUCGAUAUAGGGGAUGAUCAGGGCAUGAUGCCUCCCAGCCAUGAUAUGGAUUACAGAUCCAGGGAUGAUCUGCCCUCUGAGUCAGACGAUGAAUUUACUUACAUGAAAAAUGUACUUAUUGGUCCAGUUACAUGCAGGAUCACACCCCCUGAUCACCAUCAAAGUCGUGUGAACGAUGGCAGCUGA
Dovyalis caffra is the source of this 732-nucleotide messenger RNA. Lineage: Eukaryota; Viridiplantae; Streptophyta; Magnoliopsida; Malpighiales; Salicaceae. The record is from the annotation of a GenBank genome assembly.